Messenger RNA from Impatiens glandulifera, 1224 nucleotides. Its product is annotated as transcription factor MYBC1-like. Gene Ontology annotation, molecular function: DNA binding; DNA-binding transcription factor activity. The record is from RefSeq and is a predicted model, not a curated record. Gene Ontology annotation, biological process: regulation of DNA-templated transcription. The transcript has a single exon. NCBI's taxonomy places the organism in Eukaryota, Viridiplantae, Streptophyta, Magnoliopsida, Ericales, Balsaminaceae. Gene Ontology annotation, cellular component: nucleus. The coding region runs from base 221 to 1123 and encodes 300 amino acids.
GAACAGCCCCCCUCAUCUAUCAUUUCCAUCUACUCUCUCCAAAUUCAUCUUCUUGUUCUUUCUUUACCUUCUCUCUCUCUCUCCCUAUGUUAUCUUCUUGUUCUGCCAUUUUUGGAUUGGAUCCAGAAAUCUUAGAGCUUUUAUAGAGAGUGGGUUUUGUUGCAGACCCGUCACUUGAAAUUGGGUUUUUGGAACCAGAGAAGAAGAAGAAGAAUCAAUCAUGAAAGAAGAUGAUUUCAAUUGGGAAGAUGAACUUCUAUCUCCAGAAGAUCUCAUGCCCUUAUCUCAAACCCUAAUCACACCAAAUCUAGCCAUGGCAUUCAACAUCCGAAAUCCCAACAACAACAACAACAACAUCCACCAACAUCAACAUCAUAUUCAGCCGCCGCAUGUUCAAACCACAUCUUCUCUCCCCAAUUCAUCCGAGUUUGACUCAGCCGAUUUGGGUUCCGGCGGCGACGAUCCAGCAAGGACCCUGAAACGUCCUAGACUCGUUUGGACACCGCAACUCCACAAGAGAUUCGUCGACGCCGUUGCCCAUUUGGGUAUCAAGAACGCAGUCCCAAAGACUAUAAUGCAGUUGAUGAACGUUGAUGGGUUGACUCGGGAAAACGUAGCGAGUCAUCUCCAGAAAUAUCGGCUAUACUUGAAAAGGAUGCAAGGACUAUCCGCUGGCGGCGGAGGUGGUGGAGGAGCCGGCGGAGGAGGAGAUCCGGCGACAGAUCACUUAUUUGCUAGCUUACCUGUCCCUGCUCAAUUCCUGCAUCCUUGUAGACCCAAUUCAGAUAAUUUCAUUCCGUUUAUGCCACCGGUGUCAAGGCUGCAACAACAAAUGUCGACGACGGCGGCGGCCGGUGGAGGACAACAACAGCCACACCCUCCUCCUCAUCAGUUACAGACGCAGUACAGGCAGAUGGGUCAUUUUGUGUCGCCGCCGCCGGCAAAUGGGCAAUUCGAGCAUUUAUUUCUUAAUAGGGUUUCAUCAUCACAAGGAGUGAGAAUGGGAGCACCAUUGCAUAAUUCAUUGCCAUCAUCAUCUUCAUCAUCAUAUAUAGAUGAAAUUGAAUCAGCUGCUAAUGGGAGGAAGAAAGUACUCACCCUUUUUCCAACUGGGGAUGAUUAAAUUUUGUUUCUUUUUAUUCUUCUUUCAUAAUAAUUAGCAUCUCAAAUUAUUUUGUAUUUUGUGAAAAAAGAACAAAAAAAUAUCUUAGUUUUAAAUUGUGU